UCAAGUGGAAUGGUUGGACAUAUCCACUCCCAAAACUCAAGUAGUUGCUACGUAACACUAAUUCUUGGCAUGUAUGGCGCGUAUGGUUCCACAGCUAGCUAGCUCUUGUUCUUGCAACAUGCAACUCAAAGCCAUUCUCUUGCUCAUCCUCAUCAUCUCAAGCAUCCCAACAUUCUUAACCGUUGGUGCACUACAAUACCAGCAUCACCAUGGUGGCGGCUGCAUCCCGGUCGAGAGGGCUGCCUUGCUCUCCUUCAAGCAGGGUAUCACAAGUGACAGCACUAAAGUCCUCGCCUCGUGGCGUGGACAGGACUGCUGCCGGUGGAGAGGUGUCAGUUGCAGCAACCGAACAGGUCAUGUCACCAAGCUUAAUCUUGGUAAUACAAUUCUGGACCCUGACACCUCUAAUCCAUGCCGUAAUGCUAAUUCUUUGUUCGGCGAGAUAAGUCCCUCGCUGCUUUCCCUGGAGCAUCUGGAGCACAUGGACCUUAGCAUGAACUGUUUGCUAGGGGCAAAUAGUCAUGUUCCUCAUUUCUUGUUCUCAAUGGAGAACUUGAUAUAUCUUAACCUCUCUGGCUUACCAUUUACCGGUAGAGUGCCUUCUCAGCUUGGGAACCUGUCUAAGUUGCAGCAUCUUGACCUUGGCCAGGGUUAUUCUGGAUUGUACUCUGGAUUGUACUCAACAGACAUUACCUGGUUAACAAAUAUACCUUUGCUGCAGUACCUUGGCAUGAGCGGAAUAAAUCUCUCAAGGAUAGCUGAUUGGCCUCAUACCUUGAACAUGAUUCCAUCUCUAAGGGUUGUCGAUUUUGCUGAAUGUAGGCUUGAUACUGCAAGCCAGUCUCUUCCAUACUUUAAUCUCACAAGACUUGAGAAGCUUGAUCUUUCCGACAAUAAUUUAGGCCACUCAAUUGCAUCAAGUUGGUUUUGGAAUGCAACAAGCCUCAAAUAUCUCAUUCUUGGUGGGAAUUAUCAAGCAAAUUGGAAGUUCGGCAAACUUCCAGACGCAAUAGGAAACAUGAAGUCACUCAAGGUACUUGAUUUGUCUGACACCAAUCUGAAUAAGACUGGAAACCUGAAAAACCUUUGCAGUUUGGAAAUCCUUGACCUCUCUACAAAUUAUAUGAAUGGUGACAUAACGGUGUUGAUGGAGGACUUGCCACGAUGCGCAUGGAAAACAUUGCAGGAGCUACAUUUCCAUAAAAACGAAUUCACCGGGACCCUGCCAAAUUUGAUAGGGGAAUUCAGCGCCUUGAGUAUACUCGAGCUGUACAUCAACAACCUUAUUGGACUUAUACCAGCAGGGCUUGGGAAUUUGGCGAGUUUAACCACCCUUGAUCUCGGGGAAAAUCAGCUCAACGGGAGUGUACCAACUGAAAUUGGUGCCCUUACUGCUCUGACUUAUUUGGACAUGGGCAGCAACAACUUAACCGGAAGUAUACCAGCCGACCUUGGAAAAUUGAUAAACUUGACCACCCUUAUUCUCGCGCAAAACAAACUUACUGGAAGUUUACCCGCUGAAAUAGGCUCUCUUAAAAAUCUGAUUUCUCUUGACCUAAGCAACAACAACUUUAGUGGUGUGAUCACGGAAGAACACUUUGCAAAUCUAAAAAGUCUAAAGUACAUAGAUCUGUCUUCUAAUCAAUUGAAGAUUGUGGUGGAUUCAGAUUGGCGUCCUCCCUUCAGGCUGGAGUCAGCAGUGUUUGCAUCUUGCCAAAUGGGUCCUCUGUUUCCAGCUUGGCUUCAGCAGCUUCGGGAAAUCACAGCACUUGACAUUUCGAACACCACUAUAGAGGACAAAUUUCCUGAUUGGUUUUGGGAUACAUUUUCACAGGCAACAUAUCUCGACAUUUCUAACAACCAAAUAAGUGGUAGCUUGCCAGAACAUCUGGAUGGCAUGGCUUUGGAAGAACUGCACCUAGGCUCAAACCAGCUCACUGGGUUGAUACCUUCGUUGCUGACGAACAUCACAAUGUUAGACCUCUCCAACAAUAACUUUUCAGGAGCAAUACCAUCAAAUUUCCAAGCCUCGCGACUUCAAAUAUUGGUUAUCUAUUCAAAUCGUCUUGGUGGGUACAUCCCAGAAUCUAUUUGCAAAUUGCAACAAUUGCUAUAUCUGGAUUUGUCAAACAAUUUUCUAGAGGGUGAAAUUCCUGAAUGUUUUGACAUCCAGAUGGUACAAUUUCUUCUGCUUGGAAACAAUAGUCUAUCAGGAAAAUUCCCAGUAUUUUUGCGGAACAACACAGAUCUGGAGUUCUUGGAUCUUGCAUGGAAUAAGUUCUCUGGAAAAUUGCCUACAUGGAUCGGAGAGCUGAGCAAAUUGCGUUUUGUACUACUGAGCCAAAAUGCAUUUUCUGAUAAAAUUCCAGUCAGCAUAACAAACCUUACAUAUCUUCAGUACUUGGAUGUGUCAAGCAAUGAUUUCUCUGGUGCAAUACCUUGGAAUCUAUCAAACCUAACAUUUAUGACAAGAUUCCAGGAGGAAUUCAUGGAUAUGUAUGAUGGUACAUUUGGAGGAACUGAUGGCAUAAACAAUAUGGGAGCUGGUCACCUAGGAAAAAUAUUAGUAGUUACAAAAGGACAAUGGCUUACAUAUGGUAGAACACUUGCAUAUUUUAUGAGCAUUGAUUUAUCACAUAACUCCUUGACUGGUGAAAUUCCCACAGAUAUCAAUUCCCUUGUUGCACUGAUGAAUCUGAAUCUAUCGUGGAACCAAUUGACUGGACAAAUUCCAAGCACGAUUGGCGCCAUGCAGUCAUUGGUAUCUCUUGACCUCUCUGAGAACAAGCUCUCUGGUGAAAUCCCGUCAAGCAUAUCAAAUCUGACAUCUUUGGCUGCCUUGAACUUGUCCUACAACGUUUUGUCUGGAAGGAUACCCUCUGGCCGCCAACUUGAUACCCUCAAUGUGGGCAACCCAUCACUUAUGUACAUCGGCAACAGUGGACUAUGUGGGCCUCCUCUCCUCAAUAAUUGUUCAGGAAAUGAUCUGUUCAUCCAUGGUUAUCUCGAAAGCAGCAACAAGAGAUUUCAGCCACUGACCUUUUAUUUUGGUCUUAUACUGGGACUUGUGGUGGGGCUCUGGAUGGUGUUCUGUGCACUGUUGUUCAAGAAGACUUGGAGGAUUGCUUAUUUCCAGCUCUUUGACAAGGUGUAUGCCAGAGUCUAUGUAUUUGUGGUUGUGAAGUGGAAAAGCUUCACAAAGAACACAGCCGUAGAAUAAGCAAUUUUUCUGAAGGAUACACUCUGGUCGCAUGUGUUAUGUUGUCUGCCUUGUUUGUACUAUAUAAACAUGAAGAUGUUUAGUUC
Molecule: messenger RNA, 3306 nt
Organism: Lolium perenne
Lineage: Eukaryota; Viridiplantae; Streptophyta; Magnoliopsida; Poales; Poaceae
Product: receptor-like protein EIX1
Molecular function (GO): protein binding
Source: RefSeq, a predicted model, not a curated record